Molecule: messenger RNA, 1401 nt
Organism: Rhizophagus irregularis DAOM 181602=DAOM 197198
Lineage: Eukaryota; Fungi; Glomeromycota; Glomeromycetes; Glomerales; Glomeraceae
Molecular function (GO): oxidoreductase activity, acting on paired donors, with incorporation or reduction of molecular oxygen; iron ion binding; heme binding
Source: RefSeq, a predicted model, not a curated record
GCUACUAGAUCAAGACCUGAUAUUAAUGGUAAUAAAGGUUAUCCACUUAUUGGUAAUCUUAUAUCAGUUCUCAAUAAUGAUGUAGUUCUUCUUAUGCAUUGUACUUUGAUGGAAUAUGGUCCUGUUUCGACAUAUACAAUUCCCGUAUUAGGAAGACAAAUUACGGUUAACAGCCCCGAAUUAUUAGAACACGUAAUGAAAACAAAAUUUGAUAAUUAUGUUAAAGGAACAAUAUUUUCCAAAAUAGUUUAUGAUGUAUUAGGUGAUGGUAUUUUCAAUGCUGACGGAGAAAUGUGGAAAUUUCAAAGAAGAUUAGCAAGUCAUUUAUUUCGUGGACAAAAUUUUCGUGAUGUUAUCUGUGUAGUAUUUGAAGAAGAAACAAAAAUUUUACUUAAUAUUUUACAAGAAGCUGCAAAAAAGGGUGACGUAAUCGAUCUACAGGAUAUAUUUUUUAGAUUCACUCUAGAUUCGUUCGGAAAGAUAACAUUUGAAACUGAUUUUGGUUCUUUAACAAAUCCUAAUGAACCAGUACAAUUUGCUGAAGCAUUUGAUUUCGUUCAAACUAUGAUUGAUAAAAGAUUUAUAAAUCCCAUAUGGCCAAUUACUGAAUUACUUACAAAAGAUGGUGCUAAAAUGCGUUCUUCUUGUAAAUAUUUAUCAAAUUAUGCUUAUAAUAUCGUUAAGAAAAGAAGAGAUAAUGAAGGAUCAUUAAAAAAUAAUGAUAUUUUAAGUAUGUUUAUGAAUGCUGAAAUUAAUGAUGAAAAUGGAAAUAUGAGAAAAUUAAGUGAUAAAGAAUUAAGAGAUAUUGUCUUGAAUUUACUUAUUGCUGGACGUGACACUACUGCGCAGGCAAUUUCAUGGAUGAUGUAUAAUAUUAUGGUACAUCCAGAUGUUGAAGAGAAAUUAAUAAAGGAAGCAAAUUCAUCCGAAAAUCUAAUCCCAAGUUACGAUGAGAUUAAAAAAUUCAAAUAUGCACAUGCUGUAUUCCAUGAAACGUUGAGAUUACAUCCUUCAGUUCCAAAGAAUAAUAAGUUGUGUAUAAAGGAUGAUGUAUUACCUAAUGGAAUACCUAUUCAUGCUGGAGAAUGGGUUUCUUGGUCUAGUUGGGCUAUGGGAAGAGAUGAAAGAAUUUGGGGAAAAGAUGCGCAAAAAUUUAUUCCAGACCGAUUUUUGGAAAAUGAGAGGCCAAAUCAGUAUAAAUUUAACAGCUUUAAUUGUGGCCCAAGAAUAUGUCUCGGACAAAAUUUUGCUACGGUUGAAGCGUUAACAGUUGCAACGACGAUAUUAAAACAAUUCAAAUUUGAAUUAUUGCCUGGUCAAAAAUCACCACCUGAUUUUGCACAAUCAAUAACGUUACGAAUGAAAAAUCCUUUAUUGGUUAAAGUUCAUUUUCGACAAUAA